Molecule: messenger RNA, 2633 nt
Organism: Saccostrea cuccullata (small rock oyster)
Lineage: Eukaryota; Metazoa; Mollusca; Bivalvia; Ostreida; Ostreidae
Exons: 9
Coding region: 198-1022 (274 amino acids)
Source: RefSeq, a predicted model, not a curated record
UUACGAAACUUCUAAUAGAUGUAAUGUUAUGAGGAUAUGUGCUAUGAUAUCAUGUAAGCUAUAAAAUAACAAUCUGAGAGACAUAUCGUGUUCACCUGCAUGUGAGUGAUGCUGAUUGUUCGAGGGAGACCUACAAUUAGUCAGAUACAGUCCAAAAGUGGAAAGUCCAGUUGAAAAUCUUUUUUGGAGUAUAUCAAAUGAUCAAGAGAAUGUCCUCAAGAAAGCUUCAACUAUCCAGAUAUGUCCUUAUGGUACUGGAGAGCGAGUUGAAGGAGACAACAAAAGCCCUGGAAGAGAAUGACAUCAGAGCAUUGCUGGAAACGGACAGUAAACCAUCCAGUCCCAGGGAGACAAUCAUUGGAUACCCUUCCUACCCACUGUACAGGGAGAUAGGCAAUAUGCUGCAGCUAUGGAUGGAGAAUAAAUAUUGUCCAGUGCUAGAUCUACCAAAAUAUGAUCUUCUGGAUGAAAAAUCCUACACUCAGGCAAGAGAGGCCAAUUUUAAGACUAUCACCCCAUUGUUGGAGGGCCUACUGACCCUAUGGGAGCUUUGGGGUGAGGAGGAAAUAGCACACAGGGUCAAGGAUAUACUUCUAAUUCUGGGAAAGAGGGGCAUGCUGGAUUUAUUGGGAGUAAGAAAGACAGUGGGCACUCAGGAAAUUUGGCCGGCCAGUCGAGAAUGCCUGGAAAGAUCCUUCACAGAAAAACACAGUCCCAAUGCAGAGAUCAGUGUCGGGGCCAGAGCACUGUCCAAACACUACCACAGAGACAAUUCAACCUCAUGGUGGGGAGGCUGCACAGGAACUGAAAAACAGAAGAAUGAAUAUGCAUUGUCAAUAGUGAACAAAAUUUUAGACAAUGCGACCUGGAUUAACAUUCACUGGUUACCACAUGAUGUGUACAUACUAGAAGUCAGGCAGGAGGAAGGGUAUGGUGCGAGGUGGACAGCAGAUGGUUCUUCUUUUAGAGGUUUCCUGGAGCCGCAAAUGGUGGAUGGCCAUGCAGUGGGCUGGAAACACUGAACUCUCUAUGUAGCUAUAAAGAGUUUACAGUAUGAUUGUCUACAGAAAGUUUACAGUAUAAUAGUCUCUGGUGACUUUUACAGUAUGAUAUAGAGAUUUUACAGUAUGACAUUAUAUUUAUACGAGUUUACAGUAUGAUACACUUUAAAAGAGUUUACAAUAUGAUGAUUUCUUAAGAGUUUAGAGUGUGAAUGUGUUUACAGUACAGUGUGAUAGUGUAUAUUGAGUUUGUUUACAGUGUAAUAGUUUAAAGAGAGUUUACAAUAUGAAAGUGUAUAUUGAGUUCGUUUACAGUUAAAUUCUAUAGAGUUUACAGUAUGAAAGUUUAUAUUGAGUUUGUUUACAGUAAAGGACAUACGCAAGGUACCUUACCUGCUGAUAAUUUUUCAAGAUAUUGUAAAUUUAAGCUUAUAAUACCAUUACAUGUUCUUAGACAAAAAAUCAGCAUGUAAUACCAGGGGUUUUGAAAAGAUAUAAAAUUAUGAAAUUUUUCGCAUUAUUCAAAGAAAAAUGUACAAAAAUUACAAAACAUAAAUUCCAGAUUUUUUAAAAUCAAAAUUUGUUUGAGAAGAGGUGUACAAAUCCAUAUAUAGACAUUAAAAGUAUUGCACACAGGUCCUUCAUUUAGUGGAACUCUUCAACUCCAGGGAAGAACCCAUUAAUGUGAGAAGAACAUUGCGUAUGACCUUUUAAGAUUUCACAUUUUAUACAGUGUGUUAAGUCCAUGGCAAACAUGGAUUUUAUUAGUCCAUUUGUCUGUCUGAUUCUUUUUAAACUUUUCCAUUUUAACUUCUAAUUUUAACCAAAGUUUAUACAAAGCAUCCUUGGGUAAAGGGAAGUUUAAAUUGUUAAAAAAAAAUGAAAGAUCAAGAAAAUGAAGGCUAAUCAAGUGAAGACAAAAAUAGAAUGGGGUCAUAAAAAAAUCUUCUAGAGAACCACUGGGUCAGAAAAGCUGAAAGUUAUAAGGAAGCAUCCUGGGUUUAGUGUAGAUUCUAAAUAUGACUCCCGGGGUUAGGAUGGGCCACUAUAGGGAAUCCAAGUUUGACAUUGAAAUGUAAAGGAAAAAUCUGAGCAUCCUACUCUUUUUUCCCUUCAGCGGGGGACAUAAGUUCUCUGAAUUAGCUUGUUUCCUCAUAAGCGCUCAUUCAGAACUGUACACUACCAUAUUAUUCGAAGUUUUUGUUGCUUGGUGUCUCAUUUCAAUUACUCAGCAGAAAAGCUUUAUGAAAUCCCUUAAGAAGUUCUUUUGGUUCAUGAUACUGUAUUUUGUUCUGCCCUUGUCUGAUCAUUACAUGAUCAUUACAUAAACCAACUUAAAGAAGAUUUUUUUUAGUCAUACCGCUAAUGAUGUAUUGGAGAGAAUUAUAUCACAUCAGUGCAGCCUACCCAGACAAUGUAAUGAGACCUUUACUAAAUAAUUACUCUUUUGAAAUACAAUGUGUCUCUGUGUUUCUUUUUAGAAUUUAAUAAAAGUAAAUGUAUGCCAGAAAAAAUUGUGAAGAAAUGUUGAAAAAUUAAUUGCAUGUAUGGUAUAAUUUAGCAUUGUAUAAUAUUUUUUUCUGUGAUAUUGUAAAUAAUGGAAUAAAAUCUGAUGUAAUGAUGUAAAAACAG